CAAAGAGCCAUGGUUGGUCCAUAUGGCGUUUCAAAACAUUUGCAGCGUCGAAUGAAAUUCGCAAGCUGUGAAUGAAUGCGAAAGAGCCGGUGUUCCUUUAACAUGAUAGACUGUCUUGGAUGUUAAGGUAUCGUCGUGUCAUGUCGUCCCUCGUACAGAUAGACGGCAGUUUGGGCGAAGGUGGUGGACAAGUGCUAAGGAUCGCGUUGACUCUGAGCACACUGUAUGGUAUUCCUAUUGAGAUCACAAACAUACGUGCUGGAAGGCCUAAACCUGGCCUAGCUGCGCAACAUUUGCAAUGUGUGGAAAUUGCUAAACAAAUGUGCAAUGCUGAGGUAAUAGGUGGAUACAAAGGAUCCACACGUUUGGAAUACCAUCCUGGUCCACUGGUUAAGCAUAAGAAGGUGUUUGAGGCUGACACGAAAACCGCCGGAUGUAUUUGCUUAUUGGCUCAAGUAGCUCUGCCUUGUGUUCUCUUCUUGCCAUGUGACGAGCCGGUCAAUAUUGUCCUCAAGGGUGGCACAAACGUGCCGAUGGGACCGCAAAUAGAGUAUCUGACGGAUGUGUUCCGACCGAUGCUGAAGAGAUUCGGAGCAGACUUUCAUGAUACGAUCCACAAGAGGGGAUUUUAUCCGAAGGGCGGUGGCGAAGUAUCGUUGCAAGUAUCGCCGAUCCGUAACUUAAAUGCGGUUACUUUAGUCGAUCCGGGAGUACCGCAGAAAAUAGGAGGAUCGUCUUUCGUCUCCGGUGCCGUUCAUAUCAAUGCGGCGCGUAAGAUGGCGAACGACGCUAAAACGGCUCUAACGAAUGCACUGACUGAAAACAACAUGCGGGUGCCACCGAUCAACAUUCAGAGUGUCAAGGAAUACGCGAAAGCUGGAAACGCGUCUGGCAUCAACAUAGUGUGCGUCACCAGCACCAAUUGCAAUUUCGGUGGAUCCGGGUUGGACUCCGGCCCCCGAGAUGCACGGUCGUCGGGUGAAAUGGCGGCCAAGGAGAUCCUGAAGCCGCUCUUAGCCGGCGCCUGCGUCGACGAGCGCAUGCAAGACCAAAUGAUCAUUCUGAUGACGCUAGCGAAAGGUGUCUCGAAGAUCAAGGUCGGCGAUAAGCAGCUCACUUCCCACACGGAUACCGCCAUACGGGUCGCGGAAAUGAUGUUGGCCGACCGCGGGCUUCGUUUCGACCUCUCGGAGAGCACCGACGACAGGGGCGCUUCAUCCUACGUUCUGGAGUGCCAAGGAUGCGGACUGUUCAGCGAGAAUUCGUCCGUACCAAAACCGCACGAGAGCGCACUUCAGACGCCGAAACGUCCGCGGUUUUCCGAUUCUCUCGACGCGAGCGAUCAAUAGUCGCGUUCACGUCCACACUUAUAACGUUCUCUCUCUCUCUCUCUCUCUCUCUGUGUGUGAAUUCUCAAUGUUAAGUCGAGGAUCUCCGAGCACGAGAGCAUCGCGAAGUCGUUCGAGCAACACAAUAAUAAAAUAACAGAUAAUAAUUA
Messenger RNA from Dinoponera quadriceps, 1498 nucleotides. It is a transcript of the gene Rtca, whose product is annotated as RNA 3'-terminal phosphate cyclase. The record is from RefSeq and is a predicted model, not a curated record. The coding region runs from base 120 to 1349 and encodes 409 amino acids. Gene Ontology annotation, biological process: RNA processing. The transcript has 8 exons. Lineage: Eukaryota; Metazoa; Arthropoda; Insecta; Hymenoptera; Formicidae. Gene Ontology annotation, cellular component: nucleus. Gene Ontology annotation, molecular function: RNA-3'-phosphate cyclase activity.